Rhinichthys klamathensis goyatoka is the source of this 3607-nucleotide messenger RNA. RefSeq names its product zinc finger and BTB domain containing 40 (gene zbtb40). Gene Ontology annotation, molecular function: RNA polymerase II cis-regulatory region sequence-specific DNA binding; DNA-binding transcription factor activity, RNA polymerase II-specific; protein binding. NCBI's taxonomy places the organism in Eukaryota, Metazoa, Chordata, Actinopteri, Cypriniformes, Leuciscidae. The transcript is spliced from 17 exons. Gene Ontology annotation, cellular component: nucleus. The record is from RefSeq and is a predicted model, not a curated record. The coding region runs from base 143 to 3409 and encodes 1088 amino acids. Gene Ontology annotation, biological process: regulation of transcription by RNA polymerase II.
UGUGUUAUUUAAUGGCUCGCAAAUCUUUUCGCGCAUGCGCAGUGUUACACUGUUUUGGCCCGAAUCUUUAUUGCGAAGCGAAAUGUUGUCCUUCGAAGGAGUUUAAAUAAAGAGCCGGAUCUUUUGAAUUUAAAGGUCCAAGAUGGAGCUCCCAAACUACAGUCGACAGCUCAUGCAGCAACUGCAUGCUUUACGAAAGGAGAAGCAGUUCUGCGACUGCUCUAUCCUGGUGGGCGAGACCCCCCACCCCGCUCACAAGCUAGUGCUGGCGGCCUCCAGUAUGUUAUUUAAGUCUGUUCUGGAAGGUUCUGACAGCAUCUCUAUCGACACAGAUUUACUGUCCUCUCAAGAGUUUUCCUCUCUUCUGGACAUGGUGUACACUGGUAAACUGCCUCCCGGCAAGCACAACUUCACCCGACUCAUAGCCGCCGCUGACAGCCUGCAGAUGUUUGAUGUGGCUGUUGGUUGUAAGAACAUUCUCACCGACCUCAUGAAGCAGACUUCGAUGGAAACUAAGACAGAGUCGAUGGACUCUCAAGUAAUGAAACUUGACUGUCUUAAGGAGCAAUCUGAAUCAGAACAGCUUAAAAGGGACAAGAAGAGUUUGCAAGAGGACAAUGCAGUUGAGCUGAUCUCUCAAAAUCAAGCUGGUGUCACAAAGAUCCUACAGUGUGGACAGUCAUAUGUUAAGGUUCUUGAGAUCUGGGAUACAAUCUCCACAGAGGAGCACAAGGUCAUACUGGAGAGCUUCAGAGGAGAUCCAUCAGCAGAUGAGGUUUACCAGCGGUUGCUAAAUCAUGUGAAAGUUGAGAGAGUUCUGUCAGCUCAAACAGUCCUUACUUUGUUUGAACAGCUAAAAUGUUUAAACCCUGAACCAGGAUCAGUUCUGGAGGAGCAGGGAAAUCAGAGCGGCCCCAAGCCAAAAGAUCCUGCAGCAGAUGUUCGGGAGCCUGCUGGGCUUUUAGAGCGUGUCUCAGAACUAACUCGUCACCUCUCCAGUGUCAACAACCUCUCAGAGCUUUUGACCAAUGCAGUGAACAGAUGUUCCAGGGAUAUGGAAAAAGAGGCAGUGCUGCAGUGCUGUUCUGCUCCAUCAUCAGUGGAGGUGGCGGAAAGGUUGUUAUGUAAACUCAGAGAGAAGACCAUGAGUGAAGAAACGUUUCUGAUGCUGCUCAAUGAGGUGAAGGAAAGCUCCUCAGAUCUGCUUCAGCUUCUGGAGGCCCUGAAAGACGCAACGGGUAACACAGCUGAAGACAGCAGUGGGAUGGAUUUUUUGAGAAUAUAUCAGAACAGACUCAUCGAGCUGAAUCUGGACCUCCAGCUCAUCGAACAGAGCCUUAAAUUGGGUCCUGACAUGCCUGCAAACGAGAGAGAGUGUAUUGAAGCCUUGCUCGGAGGAAAAGGAGAUGGCGAAGUGGUUGAAAGGCUGAUAUCUGCAGCAUUGGACGGGUCACUGCAGGCGGUGACUGUUUGGAGGCUGUUCCUGUGGACAGAGACACACAGUCCAGAGCUGGGGCUCCUCAUGCAGGAGGUCAAGGAGAAACGAGACGCACGAAAACUUCUCCAAACCAUUAAAGACAUAGAUGUGCUCUUCCAGCACAAAUCACUCAUUCUGGAAACAAUCAGCGACAUUACCCUGCUCGAACAGGGUGUGGACGCAGCGGAUCAUGGAACAGAGCGAUUCGCUGAGUUUCUCCAGAGCUGUCGGAGAGCCGAUGGUGAGCUGGAGUCAGUACAGCAGACUGUCGAGAGAGUCUUGAGUCGUGACUCAGAGUUUGCCAGUUCACUGUGCCAGCUGCUGUCUGCCAACCAGCAGAACUUCCCUCAGCUGACCACUCUCAUGAAGCACCUCAAACAUACUGGGCCUCUGUCAGAUUCUGACUGUCCUGUCAAAUCUGAGGUUGAGCAAGAAGUAUCAACUGCAGACUCUGAGGAUGAUGAUGAUGGGGAAGACUCCAAAACAAAAGGCAGAAGGAAGGCUGUGCCUGUGUCUUACCGCUGCGAGUGGUGCAAUAAGACGUUUGACUUUAAGUGUCGUCUGAUAAAGCAUAAGAAAGGCUGUGCCCUCACACCGGGGAAGGAGCAGCGCUGCUCAGAGUGUUCAAUGCCGUUUCCAACGCUCAAGAGCCUUCACCAGCACUGCAUGGAAUCCCACGGCGGCCCGCCGGCUAAGAAGAAGAAAACAGAACAAGUACCAUGUGACAUGUGCGACAAGACCUUCAAACACUCUUCAGGUCUUUUGUAUCAUAAACGCACGGAACAUUUUGAGGAGAGGCCGUACGCAUGCGAGGAGUGCGGGGCGAAGUUUGCUGCCACCUCGUCCCUGAAGAACCACAUGCGUCUACACACGGGAGAAAAACCCUUCCACUGCAAACACUGUGACAUGAGCUUUUCUGUGGCCGCCGCUUUGUCCUACCACUCCAAGAAGAAGCAUGCCGAGGGUAAAAUGUACUGCUGUCAGUACUGCUCAGCCUCAUUCGCACAGUCCAUCGAACUGACGCGUCACGUACGCACGCACACGGGAGACAAACCGUAUGUCUGCAGGGAAUGCGGGAAAGGAUUCAAACAAGCCAACGGCCUAUCCGUCCAUCUACAGAACUUUCACAACAUUACAGAACCUCACGACUGCCAGAAGUGCCGGGUGAGUUUCUCUUCGCUGGACGAGCUCCGACAGCACAUCCAGGAGGUGCAUCCGAAAGAGCUGCACCAGUGUCCCGAGUGCAGCAAGAUCUUCAACAGCGAAGCCAAUCUGGAGAAACACAUGAACAUUCAUGACGGCAACAAACCCUACAGCUGCAAGAUGUGCAAAAAGUCUUAUCAGACUCUCUCCGGUCUGUGGUACCACAAUCGCACUGCCCACCCUGAGAGUGUCUCUGCUCAGGGCAACAAAUCCAUCAAAUCUCUCCUGCAGUGUGACAAGUGUGACAAGACAUUUAGCAACCGAAACAGUCUGUUAAAACACCAGAUAACCAAUCACACAGAAGUGCGCGUGUGGAAGUGUGUGAACUGUGACAGCACUCUGACGAGCGAGCAGGGGCUGCAGCAGCACGUCUGCAGUGGACAGUCGAGUCAGACCAGCUCUGUGUUCAGCUGUAUGAUCUGCUCUCUCCACUUCCCCUCAGAGGCAGACUUCCAGCAGCACUUCCUGUCCAAACACCUGCAGCUCAUGCAAGAGGAAGCACAGACACAGGCCUCCAGUUCUCAUACGGUGAUUCAGUGUGAGGAGACAGCCGGUCAAGAGGUGGAGCAGGUGAUUAGCCUCGACCAAUCCCGGAUUGAGGGGUCACCGCAGGUGUUCGUCGCUCUGGGGGAUCAACAGGAAACUCCCAGCGGCUCUGGAAUCGUGGCCGUGAGCAUGGAAGAUCUACUGAACGGCACAGUCACGCUCAUCUGUGAAGAGGGUCAAUGAAGCACAUGGGUUUAUGAUCAUGCUCAUGUUCCUUUUUACACUGGAUUACACCGGGGACUGAAGGCUUUAGCCUUAAUGGGAAUUUUUUGUGCGAUUCUUAAUGUGAUUCUCUGGAUCACUUGAUAUGUUUUCCUCUCCUGGAAGAGGCUACGCGUACACAAGCAUUCAAAAUCCAUGUUAAAAAUAGCUCAAGAUGAC